Messenger RNA from Lachancea fermentati, 930 nucleotides. Lineage: Eukaryota; Fungi; Ascomycota; Saccharomycetes; Saccharomycetales; Saccharomycetaceae. The record is from the annotation of a GenBank genome assembly.
AUGGUAGAGAAGGGCCCAGAUCAGUGGCUAGAGAAAAUCAAAAAGUGCCAAGCGCUGACGGAGGGUGAGAUGAAGCAGCUGUGUGAGAUGGUGAAAGAGUUGUUGAUGGAGGAAUCUAAUAUUCAACCAGUGCAAACACCGGUAACGGUAUGCGGUGACAUCCACGGGCAGUUUCACGACUUGUUGGAACUGUUCCGCACGGCAGGCGGAUUCCCUGACCAGAUAAACUACAUUUUUCUCGGGGAUUACGUUGAUCGCGGUUACUACAGUCUGGAGACGUUCACGUUACUGAUGUGCCUAAAGGUCAAGUAUCCUGCAAGGCUGACGCUGGUGCGGGGCAACCACGAGUCACGUCAGAUUACGCAAGUUUACGGGUUCUAUGAGGAGUGUCUGAACAAGUAUGGAUCCACAACGGUGUGGAAGUACUGCUGCCAGGUGUUCGACUUCCUGACGCUCGCCGCAAUCAUCGACGGCAAGAUCUUGUGUGUACACGGUGGGCUGUCGCCUGAAAUUCGCAUGCUCGACCAAAUAAGAGUGCUGUCGCGUGCGCAAGAAGUGCCUCACGAGGGUGGGUUCUCAGACCUGUUGUGGAGUGACCCUGACAACGUCGAAGCGUGGCAAGUGUCGCCUCGGGGUGCAGGCUGGCUGUUUGGAAGCAAAGUUGCCCGCGAAUUCAACCACGUCAACGGGCUGAAUCUCAUCGCAAGAGCGCACCAGCUGGUUAUGGAGGGCUUCAAAUACCACUUUCCUGAAAAGGAUGUGGUCACCGUUUGGUCUGCGCCUAACUACUGCUACCGUUGCGGUAACGUUGCGAGCGUAAUGAAAGUCGACGAAGACCUCGAAACCACCUUUAAAAUUUUCUCUGCGGUGCCCGACGACUACAUUCAAGAAACGACACACAACAAUCAAAGGGGUGGCUACUUUUUGUGA